AAGAAGAAAAAAAAAGGGCCAUUGUUGGUUAAAAAUGGUCACACUCCAACAAGCUUAAGACACCAUUUUGAAUAUGCAGCCCUUUUCUACAUGUCAACACGGAUGGCGGAUGCAAAAGAGUCAUGCAGAGACGUCCCGGGGCGACAAACACUGCUGCAGGUGUCCGACUCCUACGGACGCCAGUUGCUGGGUGUGCUCAGAUCCUUCCGAGAGCGAGGACUUCUGUUUGACUUCACCAUAAAAGUCCAAGAGCACACUUUCCCCUGCCAUCGCUGUGUUCUUUAUGCAUGCAGUGAUUUCUUCCGGGCCAUGUUUGAGGCGGACAUGCGAGAGCGGGAUGAUGGUUCAGUGACACUAUGUGACCAGAGUCCAGCGGUGCUGGGCUCCUUCUUGGACUUCGCCUACUCUGGCCACGUUCUUAUCACAGAAGGAAACGUAGACUCGCUCUUUCAGCUCGCCUCAUUUUUACAGGUGUCACUCCUGUCCAGAGCGUGCAGUGACUUCCUGGCGGCGACGUUGGAUGUCGCUAACUGCUUGUCACUCUUAAACCUCGCCGAGGCGUACGGCUCGGUGGCCCUGCGUCAAGGUGCCACCGACUUUGUGGUUCGCAACUUCCACGAGCUUUCCGACGUGCGAGACUUCGCGGAUAUGCAGGUGGACGUGUUGGAGGAAUGCCUGAGGUCAGCCGCCCUGGGCGUGCCCAGUGAGGAGGCUGUGGUGAUGUCACUUCUCAGGUGGAUACGUGGAGAUCUUCCUGGGAGGCAGAAGCUGCUGCCUGGGUUGUUAUCUCUCACCAGGCCUCACCAUCUCCCUCCACCUGCACUCCAGACCCUUCUGGAAUCAGACGCUCUGCUGAGGAGCGACGAGUCCUGCGUGGCCCUGCUCACCGAGGCUCAGAGCAGACAGAGUCAGCACUUUGGACUGUUCACCGACGCCAGGCCCGCCACCACCCGAACCUACAUUUAUGUCCACAAGACGGAGGACGACGGAGAGACCUGCCACUCUUUCUGCUACUGUGUGGCAACAGACCAGUGGAAGGAGCUCACAAUGAGCCAUGGAGUAACAGCCAUGCCAGACCCACCAGGCUCACACCUGACCAGCUUCGCUGAGAAGAUGUUUGUCACUGGGGGUUGCCGUGGAAACUGUCGCCCUGCUGUACGCCUCCAUGUGGAAGAGUCUUUCCACGAUGCCACCAACGAAGUGUGGUGCUUCUGUCCCGUCACAAGGACCUGCACGCCCGCCCCGGCCAUGCUGAAGCCCCGAACCAUGCACGCAGCCGUGGUCUGCCGUGACCGCGUGUAUGUCAUUGGGGGGCGGACCCAGGGACCUAGCGGGUGUCUUCACAGUCUGCUAGAGGUGGAGUAUUAUGAUCCGCUGAACAGGCGCUGGUUUCCGGUCAGUCCUCUGCCGACCGCAGUCUUCUAUCCGGAGGCCAGUGCUUGCGGCAACAAGAUCUACACUCUGGGAUCACAGGAGGAGAGAAGCGACUCCUUCAACCCCUCGCUGGACUGCUUCUUCAGCUACCAUGCCCAACACGACCAGUGGAGCCGCCUGGUGGCAGACUCUGGUCAGUUCUUCCACGCGGCGCUGGUCAAAGCGGUUUCCAUUGGUCAGACUCUGCACCUCUGUGACCUGUCCACUCACAAGAUGUACAGUUUCUGCCCUGAGACAUGUGCAUGGAAGGAUAAGGGAUCUUUCGGGUGUGCAGGGUUCAAUGCUGAAGCAGUGGCUACCUGGGACAAAAUCUACAUCCUGGGUGGCGACUAUUCCCCCAACGAGAUCACAGAUGAAGUCCAGGUGUACCACAGUGACAGGGGCCAAUGGGAAGAGUUGUCCUCGAUGCCCAGAGCGUUGACUGAAUUCCACUGCCAGCUCAUCAGCUUCAACAGGCACAGUGACCCCUGGUGUGACCUCUGAUGCACAAACGGUUCAAAACAGACUCAAUAACUCCACGGUGACUUUGUGGUGAAUUUACUGAGGAAUGUGUGAAACAAUACAAAAAGGAAUGCCGUUAAAAGUUAAUAACACUAACACAGACACUUGUAAACGGGUUAGCUGAUUAGCUAAUGCUAAUAAUGCUCGCUUGAUUACAUUACAAUAGCAGGUACAAAUAUGCAUGAAAACACUCUUACAGAUAUCACACACGGGAUGGUUUAGUAAGUAUGAAUUGUUUUAGUUAUAUUGUAAAAACUUACAAACGCUGCUUGGAUUGAUGAAUCCAUACGAGCAGAAACACUACAGCAUACUUGCCAACCCUCCCGAAUUUUCCGGGAGACUCCCGAAAUUCAGCGCCUCUCCCGAAAACCUCCCGGGACAAAUAUUCUCCCGAAAAUCUCCCGAUUUUCAGCCGGAGCUGGAGGCCACGCCCCCUCCAGCUCCAUGCGGACCUGAGUGAGGACAGCCUUUUUUCACGACGGGAGGA
This is a messenger RNA of Nerophis lumbriciformis (worm pipefish), 2422 nucleotides long. It is a transcript of the gene kbtbd3, whose product is annotated as kelch repeat and BTB (POZ) domain containing 3. Gene Ontology annotation, molecular function: protein binding. Lineage: Eukaryota; Metazoa; Chordata; Actinopteri; Syngnathiformes; Syngnathidae. The record is from RefSeq and is a predicted model, not a curated record.